Caenorhabditis briggsae is the source of this 1017-nucleotide messenger RNA. Gene Ontology annotation, molecular function: RNA polymerase II cis-regulatory region sequence-specific DNA binding; DNA-binding transcription factor activity, RNA polymerase II-specific. Bases 1 to 1017 code for a protein of 338 amino acids. Gene Ontology annotation, biological process: regulation of transcription by RNA polymerase II. Gene Ontology annotation, cellular component: nucleus. NCBI's taxonomy places the organism in Eukaryota, Metazoa, Nematoda, Chromadorea, Rhabditida, Rhabditidae. The transcript has 5 exons. The record is from RefSeq and is a predicted model, not a curated record.
AUGGACGUGGCACUGUUGACAAUGGAAGACACCUCGAAGCCGACAACGUCGUCGUCAAAUCAACAAAAUGGAAGUUCUGGAGAAGCCAAUAGUCGGGACACCACCUCACCAGUACUCCCAGACUCCGCGGAUAUCAUGCGAAUGCUCACCGACGCCAGUGGCCCAAUUUUUGGAUUGGAUUUAGCCAGCGACACAGCGAAAUGUCAUCUGGAGCGACUUCUAGGCGGUGCAACCGCAUUCGAGGACCCGGGAAGUUUGGCGAAUUUUCAAUUUGAUCCACAAAAUUUGGGAUUCGCCGAUAUUUCGCCGUUUUCGACACUUCGAAAUUCGUCGAAAACGCUGAAAUGUCCGAAAUGUAAUUGGCAUUAUAAGUAUCAUGAGACGCUGGAGAUUCAUAUGAAGGAGAAGCAUAAUGAUGUGGAUGUGAGUUUUUUUUUUGGAGUUGUCAAAUGCAUCUUCUGUGUCGAAAAUCGACCCCACCCAAAGCUGGCACGUGGCGAGACCUACUCCUGCGGCUACAAACCGUACCGAUGUGAUGUGUGCCGCUACAGUACCACCACAAAAGGCAAUCUGAGCAUUCAUAUGCAAAGUGAUAAGCACUUGCACGCGAUGCAAGAGUUGCCCAAUAGUAUAGAAUUCGCCGCGAAUUUCGCUUGUGGUGCUGGUGCUCCAGUGAGUCGUAGCAGCCCAAUUGAAGAAUCCGACUUAUCUCUUGUCUGCCUCAUCUGCGGAAUCUUCGCCACAGAAUCCAUCGCCGAGAUGAUGGAGCACGUCGAGAAAGACAGAUCCAGAACUUUCCAAGGCGACGUCACUCUUCUGAAUGGGAACUUCAGAUGCCAUCUGUGUCCAUAUAAUACGACGUUGAAGGCUAAUUUCCAGUUGCAUACAAGAACGGAUAAGCAUUUGCAGAAGGUUCAGACGGUGAGGAUCCUUAAUUUUAAGUCUUUAUUUUCCAUUUUCUAUUAUUUUUUCUGGAUCUCCAAACUGUUUUAUUGUUUUAGAAGCCGUCAAUUUUAA